CUUCGCAGAUGGAUCAAAUUCACAAUGUUUGACGCUGAAGUCUGCGCAUGCGAGACAGAUCUCACUAGCCUGAAUCAGGCAUCUGAUCCCCCUUUUUAAGCAACCUCCCCCAAAAUGCAGCACACGACGAGAGCAUGUCGUACGCUUCUGUCUCGCUUUUGCACUGCCUCCUGUAGGUAGACGAAACAUGGCUCACGCGUGAGUAGUACGUAUAACAUGCGGCCUUGUCGACUGCACAUAGGUCUCAAGUUGAUUUGAUGUGAACAAAAUGCCACUCGUCUGCGCCUUUGGCUGGGUGGAUGGAUGGGAUGGGAUGAGUAUUCUUUUUCAUCUCAGCUCGUUUGACUUCUUACUACUUCCACUGCUACCAUACUCCACCCCGAACACGUAGACGCCGCUGAAGCUACCGUCAAUAUGUGCUGGAUAACCCUCUCCGGGCCCAACGCGCCGCGCGUCUACACCUCGGACCACGACACUGAUAUUGAAAAACUCGCAGACGACAACGUUAGUAACAACGACGACGAAGAAUCCCUCCUCCCAAACGCCCGCUGCGUCGACCUUGACUACAGCGUCUCGGUCGAUCCUUACACCCCCGAUCUCUAUACGUCUACGUAUCACCGGCACCGGCAUCGCUACUCUCACCACCACAACCACCACCAUCCGCAUCUCCACCCGCAUCUGCGGCAUCGGCAUCCGCGGCUUCAUCCGCAUUUGCCGCAUUUGCAUUUGCCGCAUUUGCAUCCGCAUCUUUACUACGACCAUCAGCACUAUUAUAAUGGUGAUGAUGGUGAUGAUGAUGGAGAUGAGGCUAAUGAGCCUGUAUACCGCAUCGCUGUCCCUGCUGGUGCUACCGCGACGGUGCCUAGGUAUAAGUCCAAGUCUAAGGAGCGCCGCGUGCGUCGUGUUGUGGCUGGGUCGGAUCGUGCGUCGCGUCCUGUGAAGAAGGCGAUGGUGGAUGUGGAGAAGCGUGUGCGGUUUGCGGAUGAUGUUGUUGAGGUUGGUGGUGGUGGUGGGGAUGGAGAGGUGCGGAUUCAGGGAAGUGGUGGUGGUGGGGAUGCGAGGGUUGAGGAGAGGAGGCCGAGACGGGUGCCUAGACGGGUGAAGGGGAGGGAGAAUCUGGUUGCUGGGAGGGCUGGCGCUGGUGGUGGUGGGUGGAGGUGGGAGAGAGGGGGGACGGGGCAAGGGGCAGGGCGGAAGGGUGGGAGUGGGUAUCCGCCUUUUGGACCGGUUGAGGAUUGGUGAUGUUCUUUGGAGGUUCUGGGUUUGGUCUUUGAGGGGUUGGGCUAGGUGGUAAUGGUGUUUCAGGGGGUUAAUGGUGUUUGUGUCUGUGUCUUUCGGUCUGGUUCUGCAGGGUCGGAGGGUAGGGUCCAAUUUGUUAUAUGCGCUGGAAUCUCUUAGGUCUGGCGUGUGAUAUUUAUCUUACCUAACGGCCGAUUCUCUAUAUCCUUUCGUCUUUUCUCUAUAGCGUA
This is a messenger RNA of Pseudovirgaria hyperparasitica, 1469 nucleotides long. RefSeq lists its product as uncharacterized. Lineage: Eukaryota; Fungi; Ascomycota; Dothideomycetes; Acrospermales; Acrospermaceae. The coding region runs from base 415 to 1242 and encodes 275 amino acids. The record is from RefSeq and is a predicted model, not a curated record. The transcript has a single exon.